Mesoplodon densirostris (Blainville's beaked whale) is the source of this 423-nucleotide messenger RNA. It is a transcript of the gene GLYATL3, whose product is annotated as glycine-N-acyltransferase like 3. Gene Ontology annotation, molecular function: glycine N-acyltransferase activity. Gene Ontology annotation, cellular component: mitochondrion. The record is from RefSeq and is a predicted model, not a curated record. Lineage: Eukaryota; Metazoa; Chordata; Mammalia; Artiodactyla; Ziphiidae.
AUGAGUUCUUCCCCACGACUAACCUACCUGAGUGUUGCUGAUGCUUAUCUACUCAACCGGACUUGGUCUUGGGGCAGCGAUGAACAGUGUCGUUGGUAUAUUGCCAACCUCAUCUCCUGCUUCCCAGUGUGUGUCCAUGAUGACAAGGGGAACCCUGUGUCUUGGUCUGUCACAGACCAGUUUGCCACCAUGUGCCACGGCUACACCCUGCCAGAGCAUUGCAGGAAAGGUUACAGCUGGCUGGUGGCCCUCACGCUGGUCAGGAAGUUGCAAAGCCAGGGAUUCCUCUCUCAGGGCAAUGUCCUGGAUGACAGCGUGUUCUCCAUCAGCCUCCUAAAAGGCAUCCAAGCCGAGUUCUUGCCUGGUCGAUUCUAUAGGCUUAUUCUCACCCCUGCAGCUUUCUCUGGGCAAGUUCACCCCUAG